Molecule: messenger RNA, 3530 nt
Organism: Thalassophryne amazonica
Lineage: Eukaryota; Metazoa; Chordata; Actinopteri; Batrachoidiformes; Batrachoididae
Gene: mlip
Product: muscular LMNA-interacting protein
Exons: 12
Coding region: 179-2812 (877 amino acids)
Biological process (GO): negative regulation of transcription by RNA polymerase II
Cellular component (GO): PML body; sarcolemma; nuclear envelope
Molecular function (GO): transcription corepressor activity; lamin binding
Source: RefSeq, a predicted model, not a curated record
GAGCCUAAUGCACACUGGACUUUAUCACACAGGCUGAGACGUAGGCAACUUUCUUUCCGGAGGUGGCAAAUUCAACAUUUAUAUUUAUGUAAAAUUAAAAUUAAAAUAGAUUUAUAAAGGGGAGUUGGCCAAAGUCUGGACUCAGAGACAGCGUGGAUACAGAGACACAUGACACAGAAUGGAGACCUUAAAUAAGAGUUUGGGGAAGGUUUCAUUAGGAGUGCUGCCAAAGUCUUCGAUAUUCACAUUUGUGCCAAUGGUGCAGAAAUUACCAAUCCAAAGAGUUAUUGGUGAAACUGCUGGAGAUCUGACAGCACCAACACAUAAGGAUUUCACUGUGUCCCAUGAGGAGGCAACUCGGAAGACCAUGUCAGACGGGGACAUUUUGAAAACAGAGAUAAUUUUUAUCAAGGACUCGGUGGAAGGAGGAGCAGGAAACACCAGCCAACCAGAGACAAAACUUCAACUGAAGCCACCCCUGCAUCAUGUGACACCCUGUCCUGUCAGCGGUCUGUCUGAAAAUACCCCCGUCCACCCCGUAGCUGCUGGGACAGCCUCUGUGGAAACUGAUAAACACGGAGGAAUUUUUCAGCAGCAGUGCCACGAUGCCGGAGGUGCUGAGGUUAGCUCAGGUUUAUUUGGAAACAGAUCAUCUGGGUCAGAAGACAGAUCAAGCCCUGUGCACCCUGCAGGAUUGUUUUCCACCCCGGCUUCUUCUCGAGAAUCCAUACAUUCAGACUGCAAGAGCUGGUCUGCCAUGCAGCUUUCCACUGCGGCGUCUCCUCUCUCUUUUAGUCACACACUCUCCCCCUGCUCCUCUGUCCUCUCUGGCAUUUUCUCCCCUGCUGUGGUGCGGGUCAAAAGGCACACUCUGGCUCCUGGCUCUAGUCUGCUUCACAUCCCCGAGACCUGUUUCUCAUCCUGUGAGAGCUUAUCUUCUCCCCUCUGCCCCCAGCCGUCACCUCCCAGGCACCGGCCUCCUCUUACCGGCCUCUCCCUCCUCACAGCCAUCCUGAGGAAAGGCCGUCUUCCCAUUCUGUCCCCGACUCUGCAGAGGCCGUACACCCCCUGCUGGCCUGUUAACCCUGUCACGCUGUCCUUUUGUAAGGCCUGCUCGGCAGCCUCCAGCGUGGCUUCCAUUCCUCUGGAGAUUUCCUCCAGGUUCUCUUCAUCUGCAUCUAUAGAUGGGCAGAAUCAGAGCCAUUUUCACAACGCCUCGCUGCACGUGCAGUUAACCAAGCUCAGCGGAUCAGGUAGUGAAACUGCCGAGAAAAUAAGCUCAGAAAUUCCCUAUGUCAGCGGGGGCAGGCGAGAUAUUCCACCGCUGCCUCAAAGCCCCUCCAAUGUAGACAAAAGCAUCACGCUGCCUCGAGCGCCACUGUCACUGCUUUGCUCAGCAGCAUCAAAUUUAAAAACGGCAGCUCCAGCCAGGCACCGAGAGCUACCAGACUCUGCCACUUCCAAAAAAGAGCAACACUCAACUACUUCAGCUUCCAAGUUAUUGUCCGCUGAGCUGGAAGGCAGCGGCACUCAGAGACAUCUGAAGGAACUCGCAUAUGAUAAUCGUUACGAACAAGAAGCGUCUCUGCCCAAAGAAUCCAUUCACCAGACAAAUCCGUCCCUCUAUAAACUUCAGUUGCUCUCUCAGAAAAUGAGAUCACUGCCUUCCUGUCCACCUACAUCAUGCUCGCCUGCUGUUACACCUUUCUCCGCACACACCGUCACAACACCACCCCCUUCCUGCCAAAACACAGCAGAAAGGUGUGAAUCAAAGAAGAUCCGCCCUGAUUCUGCAUGCAUCAGGACACCACAACACUUUCACCGCCUGACACCCUCCAGCUACACACAUGUUGUUUUUCCCGGGUGGCCGUCGCCCGGUAACUCUCCUUCUCCGGACUGCUUCACGCCUACACCCUCUCCUGCUCCACCAGUCCGAGACCUCACUCUGUCCCCGUCUCUGUCGCUGCGCUCCACGCCCUCACCAAGGCCGGGGAGUGGAAUAUCAGACUGCGGUGACAGGGAGGGUAAAAAAAGAAAGACACACAAGAAUAGGUUAAACUACAAAUCACUUGCCGCAAUUCCCACGAACACACUUCUGUUGGAUCAGCAGGAAAUAGACAAGCAAGUAGAGAGACAGAAAAGUCCAUGCACCGCAUUGGACGGCUGUACUCCAGAAACCCAUGCUGAGAUGUGCUCACCUGCUCAGCUCAGGCAACAGUCAGAGGAACUUUAUGCCGCUAUUGAUGAGAUACUGGGGGACUGCUUUCCAGAAAGCAAAACCCAGUCGCCGCAGACAUCGAGAGCAUCAAGUGCCAACAGCAGUGUGCAGAAGACGUCAUUUCCAAGAAAACUGGGACGUGAAACUAAAUAUACGCUCAUUGAAUCCACAUUCCGACGUCACAAUGACAGCAUAGCAACAAUAUUGCCAAUUUUCUUCUUUCGUCAGGCAUCUUUGUCCAGCUUGCAUUCAUCUGCCUUUGGUGAAAGAAAGACGAAGCCGGGAGUUAUUCGUCCAAUGACGGCUAUUCCAAGACUGACAGUGGAAGAUGAAGAAUCUUAUCUGAACCCCUUCAGGCAGCACAUCAACAAGCAAAACGUAACUGACAAGAAGGUAGAAAAUCUUGUGGAGGCAGGGAGAGAUUUUUCUUUGAAAAGCAACACAAGAGCCCUGCAAGACAAGAGCCCUGAAAGAAGAACUAUGUUUUCUGGAAGUGACCUUCAGAUUACAGAGUCUGGAGACCAGCUCACUCCCCCGGGGAAAAAUGGAUCCCAGCAAGUUGUUUCAACAUCUGCCAGUCAUACUGAAAGAUGAAUGGAAGGUUUAGAAUGUAUUCUAUUUAACACGAAAGGCAUGAAUUUAACAUAAUUAACCUUAUGUUAAAUAUUCAGAUUUGAAGAUUGAUGCACAGAUAAACACUAACAACAUUUUUUUUUCUUGAUUUACACAAUUCAUUAUUACACAGAGAAAUCUACGAGGAGUUUGAGUAAUGUGUAUGUGUAGAAACAGCUUAAACACUUGACAACACAAAACAUUUCAGGACUGUUUUGAUGUAAAUACAUUUUGUUUUCAAUGAAACAGAAAGAAAACUACACUUAUCAAAGUGCACUACCAGUAUGCAAAGUGCAAUAUAUCUCAGUGAAAGCAGCACUCAUUUCUUCAUCUUUGAUUCAACAAAUAAAAAAGUGAUAUCUAUUAUAACACAUUAAUAUACUAUAUAGAAAAUUCUGUAUAGAAUUCUGUACAAAAGAGAAAUAUUUAUCUUGGUUUUCAUAUAUAUAUAUAUAUAUAUAUAUAUAUAUAUAUAUAUGGAGCAUAAUGACAUGAAGAUCUUCUUGAUAACAUUUAAGUAUUUCAAGAUAAAAACUGGCCUUGGAAAGUUGUGGUCAGAGUUCAGAUGCAUCACAGAGAAUAAAGAAGAUAUUUUCAUUUCCAACACAGUGGACGAUUGAUUUCAAUAUACAAGUGACAAAAGCUUACAGAGCAGUCUCCCCAGCUUUAACUCGUUACUGACACCAGCCCUGUGGCCACU